Molecule: messenger RNA, 535 nt
Organism: Styela clava
Lineage: Eukaryota; Metazoa; Chordata; Ascidiacea; Stolidobranchia; Styelidae
Product: small ribosomal subunit protein uS10-like
Biological process (GO): translation
Cellular component (GO): small ribosomal subunit; ribosome
Molecular function (GO): structural constituent of ribosome
Source: RefSeq, a predicted model, not a curated record
CGUUCUCGCGUCUCUUUCUGUUCAUCAGUCCUACAGUGUGGAUCUGAUUAUUUCUGGCUCACCGCUGUUCUCGUAUUUUAUCGUAUUUCGAGAUUACGUCGGCCGGUAGACACUAAAAAACAUCAUGAGUGCGUACAAGGAGACUGGCAAAGCUCCCCCAGGGGAAGAACCUCCAAUUCAUAAGAUUCGAAUUACAUUAACAUCGAAGAAUGUUCCCAGCCUGGAAAAGGUCUGUGCUGAUCUGAUCAAAGGUGCAAAAGAGAAGCAGCUUCGUGUAAAAGGACCUGUGAGAAUGCCAACCAAGGUCCUUCGUAUCACCUGUCGUAAAACACCUUGCGGAGAAGGUUCGAAGACAUGGGAUCAUUACCAAAUGAGAAUCCACAAGAGGUUGAUUGAUCUUCACAGUCCAUCUGAGAUUGUAAAGCAAAUUACUUCCAUCAGCAUUGAACCUGGUGUUGAAGUGGAAGUUACAAUUGCUGAUGGUGCCUAAUUGUCUCCAUUUUAUGCGUUUGUUUGAAUAAAUGCAUACACAUAA